CCCAAGUGUGAAACCCGAGCUUGUUCCUGGGAGGGAGGGCCCUGUGAAUGGGGCUGGCAGAGCAGGGGUGCUGCUGCAGGCCCAGAGUGGAAGGACGUGGCAGUCUACAGUCAGGAUGGCAGACAGGCUGUACGCAGGCGGCGAGGACUACACCAAGGAGUUUGACCCCGGGGACUAUCUCCGCACCUACUACGCCUUCGACUCGGGCCCUGUGGCUGAGAAUGAGAUCCUGAAAUUUAACCUGGAAAAUCUCUUCCAAACUUUCUCUGCAGGAGGUAUCGGCGGUGAUGUCCUGAUUGACAUAGGCUCAGGCCCCACCAUCUACCAGCUGCUGUCAGCCUGCGAGACCUUCCGGGAGAUCAUCGCCACGGACUACACGGAGCAGAACCUGCGUGAGCUGCAGCGGUGGUUGAGCCAGGAGCCCGGAGCCUACGACUGGUCCCCAGCCGUGCAGUACGUGUGCGAGCUGGAGGGAGACAGGAGCAGGUGGCAGGAGAAGGAGGCCCGGCUCCGGAGGACGGUGACCAGGCUACUGAAGUGCGAUGUGACCAAGCCUCACCCACUGGAGCCGGCCCAGGUGCCUCCUGCUGACUGCGUGCUCACCCUGCUGGCCCUGGAAAGUGCCUGCGCCAAUGUGGACGCCUACCGGGCAGCCAUGCGGGGCCUGGUGGGCCUGCUAAAACCGGGUGGCCAUCUGGUUACCAUGGCCGUUCUGCACUCUCAGUACUACAUGGUGGGCGACAAGAAGUUCUUUGGGCUCCACCUGGAGAGGGAGACGGUGGAGCAGGCAGUGCGAGAUGCUGGCUGCCAGGUGCUCAGGUGUGACCACCGCAGUCUCAGCUACUCGACCAGCUUCUCCAUCAGCGAGGGCAUCUGUUUUGUGGUGGCCCGUAAGGACCCCGCUAUCUGAGGCCAGCCCAGCUGGGUGUGGCCUACCCCACAGGGUCAGCCUUGGGCCUCAGGUCCUGCUUCCACGCGCUCUAAAAGUCACUCAAACCUUUAGUUCUACCCUCUUCUCGCCAAGGCCACAGGUGCAAAUCCAAGCUCCCCCCGCCCCCAGCAUCCAGCCCAGGGAUCUUUCCCCACACCCAUUUCUUGCUACCCUGCAUCAAUGAGCAUCAAAAUAAAG
Ochotona princeps (American pika) is the source of this 1129-nucleotide messenger RNA. RefSeq names its product indolethylamine N-methyltransferase-like. The record is from RefSeq and is a predicted model, not a curated record. Gene Ontology annotation, cellular component: cytosol. The coding region runs from base 116 to 910 and encodes 264 amino acids. Gene Ontology annotation, molecular function: amine N-methyltransferase activity; N-methyltransferase activity. Lineage: Eukaryota; Metazoa; Chordata; Mammalia; Lagomorpha; Ochotonidae. The transcript has 3 exons.